Lucilia cuprina (Australian sheep blowfly) is the source of this 2991-nucleotide messenger RNA. RefSeq names its product glutamic acid-rich protein. The record is from RefSeq and is a predicted model, not a curated record. Bases 307 to 1236 code for a protein of 309 amino acids. The transcript is spliced from 3 exons. NCBI's taxonomy places the organism in Eukaryota, Metazoa, Arthropoda, Insecta, Diptera, Calliphoridae.
UGCAUAAAUUGACUAAAAACCCAACACAUUGACGAAGUCACAUAUAUAUACACGAACAUCUUGUAUAUACAUACGGAGUGGAAACAAUAUCAAAUUUUAUAAAUUUAUCAGUAAACAUUAUUAAAUAUUAAUGUAAAUUGUUUAAAAAUUACGUAUCUAAACAAUUUUAACACUUCGGUAAAAAACUUAAAAUUAAAGUGAAUUUGUUAUUUGAUUUUUUUCGUCAGUUGUUAGUUGGUUAUUUUACAAAAGAAAUUUCCAAAUAGAAAAAGGAUACUGUGGCUAAAACAUACACAUUCUGAGAAGAUGCGCAGUCGUACGGAAAUGGUUACUACCACAUUUGUGGAUUCCGAAGAAGAUUAUAGUGAUGACGAUGAUUCCGAAGAAGAUUGGAGACCGUCAGCAUCCAAUAAAAACGGUAAAAAACAAAAACAACAAAAAUGUAGUGGUGUCCCAUCAAAGAGGGGACGAAAGCGUAAAAGUAAUUCAGGACAACCUAAUAAAAAUUCAAAACGUAAAGCCACCUAUGAAGAAAGCGAAGAUGACGAUAAAGAUGAACUAAGCGAAGACGACUACGACUACAAUGAAUUCGAAACCAUAUCCGGUCCAUCAACAAAAAAACCAUCAAGUUUACCUCCAAAAAAGCAAUAUUCUGACAAGAAUUCAUCCACAUCUGGCAAUGAUGACUCUGGAGAAACUUUAAAUUUAUUAGUAUACAUUAAGGAUUUGACAGGAACAGACUUUAAUAAAAACAGUCGUAUGUGUUUAUGGCGUAAGGAUAGCAAUAAUUUGCUACAAAAAUAUAUACGUGUUAAAACUACACCAGAACAGUAUAUAUUCACAUCAAGCUCAGUGUACUCCAGUUUCGACGACAAACGCAUUUCUGAUUUUUAUGAUAUUAAAGUCACGUCCAUAGAUUCUAGCAACCGACGUGUUAAAAUAAUUAACCCAUCUGAAUUGCAAAAAAUAUAUCAUAAGGCUCUAAAGUAUAAAAACAAUACUGACGAUGAUAUUUUGAGUGAUGAAAAGUCAGACAUUGCUGAGAACGAACAAAUUUGUGUAAAAGACAAGAAAAAUCUUAAAAAAUUAUGUGAAACUGUGACAAAACAUCAUCAAGACGAGGAUGAUGAUGAGGAAGAAGUUGAAGAAGAAAAUGAUGAGGAGGAAGAUGAAGGUGACUUGGAAGGAGAUGACGAUGACGAUAUUGAAGAAGAUGAUGAAGCUGAUGAUGCUUAAGUACAUUACGACGAGAGUGAAAAUAAAUGGAAAAGAUAACUUACUACAGCAACUAUCGAUAUAAGGCAACGAAAAUCCCUUUCAAUUCUGUAGAAAACAUAAAUGCAUAAUUAUAAUAUAAAAUAAUAUGGCCAGCAAAAUUACCCAAAAUAAAUACUACAAUACUGCCCUGUAGGAUUUUGUGAGUUAACUAAAAAUCAAGUUAACUUUUUUCUAACUUAUUAUGACUAACUUCAAAGUAACUCAAAAAUGAUCGAGAAAAUGAGUAAACAUUUCAAUAUUACAUAUAUUAAUAUUUUUAGUUAGGAAUAAUAAUAUAAGAUAUACAUAUAAAAUGGUGUAUAUAAAAAGAAAUUGAUUGCAUUUAUAUUCAACAAUAAUUUGGUAAAAUAGUAUAAAAAUAUAAGAAAACUCUUACUUAUUUGUGAUUAACCAUAAGUUAGUUUAAAGCUAACUCAAUAUCCUACAGGGUGACUAUACUGACACAUGCAAUUUAAUUAUAGUGAUAUGGAAGAAAUGUCUACAUAAAAUAUACACAAUUGUAAAGUUCAAUACGAAAUUAAAAUCGUUUUGAAUAGUAAGAUUUACACGUAGUAUCUCGAUGUUUUUUUUUUCAUUCGAUAAAAUUAUGCAAUAACACAGCGAAAGUUAGCCUUCAAAAACAUAAAAAUAUUUAAAAUUAACAUUAUGAUAAUAGUUUUUAUCUUAAUUUUAAGGAAUAAAGAAUAAUAUUAUUUAAGCCAUCUAAAUUUAAGAAAGUAGUUUGGGGCUGACAUAGGUUUAAUAAAAAUUUAGUUAAAUCAAAUUUGCCAAGAUAAUAAAUAAAUAUUUGGCAACAAAAUAUUAAGUAUUAAUGAUUUAUUGAUAAACGUUAUUAUCGGCAACGAAUACUGGGGUUAAUUUUCAAUAGUAACAAUAUUAUAUUAUAUUUAAAAAUAAAUUCAGUUAAAAACAACUAAUUUAUUUAUUUAUAUAUUCAAACAAAAUAAUAUAUAAAUUCAACAAAACGAUUAAUCACAAAUUUUAAAAGGGUUAAAUUCAGGAUGCACCAAGUAAGGUGAAAUCGUUAAGGUAGCUGAUUUUUAUUUGUUUACUUAAAAAGUGUUUGGAUUGUGUCAAAAUAAAUUAAGGGCCUAAUUUCAUAAAUCCCUACGACUCACUUUCAUAAAAGUUUCAGAUGAAGAGGUAUUAAAACACUGUCCUGCUCCAGAUACAAGUUGAAUGCAACGACGGUUUUAUAUGUAACAUUGUGAAAAACACAAAAACUAUUUCAUUCCAAUGUUUAUUAGGUGUUCAGUGGUUUAUUAUUUUCAAUUUUAGAAAUUUCAUUUUGACAAAACCCUAGAGAACAAAAAUAUUCAAUUUGUUGCUGAACCCGCGCUCGUCUAAUUGCAUCAUGGUUCAAUUGAUUUCGUAUUUUAAUCAUGAAAUUGUAAGCUCAAAUACAUUUUAAACAACAGCAAAAAACCAGAAAAGAAAUUUUAAUUACCUAAAUCUCGUUUUCAAUAAUUUUAUUUAUCGAAGUUCAACCUAUAUGAAAAUUGGGUAUUUAAUUAUGUACUAUUUCUUAUUAAAUUCACACACAACAUUCUAUUUAAAACGCAUUUGAGCAUGAAAUAGACACGUUCUCAAAAUUAUUGUUUUAAGUAUUAUAAUAUUAAAAAUGAAAUUGUCUUAAUGUUGCUCAUAUUUUUAUUUAGUGUUGUAUUAUAUUUAAAAAUUUUCAUUUAACUAUAUUGAUAUAAUUUUAUUAAU